UCAUAAAGCUGAACCAAAUCACAUGACAUGACAUAGAAAAAUCGAUACCAAUGUGUCCACACGUGCUAGGAUAACUACAUAGUCAGCAGGAAAUUCCUGUUCAAGUUCCAAAAAUUUGCCAUUGGAUUGGUCAGAGGUUAAAAGAUGCACUAUCCAUUGUCGAUUGAGACUGAAAGUAGUGGGGAAAUGGGAAUCUCUUCUUUCUCAAAGCAAAUCCAUUUGCAUGCCUUUCUUUUAUUUUCCUGUGCAACCUUUCUUUAUAUCUUCACAGAAUCUAACCCAAAUUAGAAAUCUCUUGUAUUAUAUACAAGUUCCAAACUUUCACUCACUACCUCUCACCCAAAAACAAAUCACAACCAAGAAACCCUGCUAAAGUUUCUAAUGAAGAGAAUGAGCAUUUUAACUGUCUUUGCAAUUUUCUUCAUCAUUUCUAUGCCUAUCAAUGCAAUGCAACCUAACAACUAUGGCUUCCAAGGAUCCAAAACAAACUGCACCUACUCCAUUGAGAUUGAGACAACAUGUGCACAAUCUGCCGGAACCACGGACCACGUCAGUGUCAGAUUCGGGGACUCUGAGGGUAACUUGAUCAUAGUGAAGCAUCUGAACAACCCUAAGCUAUUGUAUGCUCCAAAGGGUGGUUUGAGACGUAGGGGUUAUGGUGGGUUUGGACGAUGUGCCAAAGACAUGUUUGAGGCCAGUGGACCAUGCAUGAGCCAGUGGGUGUGCUCUCUGUACCUGAAGAAGGUCGGCUCAGACGACUGGCGACCUGGCCGGGUGAAGGUGCUUCAUCAACAAGAUGGCAGCCGUGUAGUGCCAGUUUCUUAUGUGUUCUAUUUUAGGACAUUUGUUCCAGAAAAUGUUUGCAACUUCAAUCAUACCAGAAACCAGAAAUAAGAAAAAUAGAUCCAGGAAAUCUCUGGAGUGAAAACCAACAGAUUCAUUAACCUCCUUGUCAAGAGAGAGAAUAUCUUGAUCAUGCCAACAAAGGCAAACCAACUAUGAAUAAGGACUGGUAGAUUACAGUCAAAUCAUGAUAUGUUUCUCACUUCUUGCUCUAUCAAGAUAAAAGGAAAAGGCGGGAAAAGUAUACAAAUGGGGAAGGAAAAAAAAAA
This is a messenger RNA of Prunus dulcis (almond), 1112 nucleotides long. Its product is annotated as embryo-specific protein ATS3A-like. Gene Ontology annotation, molecular function: protein binding. The transcript is spliced from 2 exons. The record is from RefSeq and is a predicted model, not a curated record. Bases 382 to 894 code for a protein of 170 amino acids. NCBI's taxonomy places the organism in Eukaryota, Viridiplantae, Streptophyta, Magnoliopsida, Rosales, Rosaceae.